CAAUCUUUGAAUAUUUACUUAGAAUCUUCCUAUUGCAUGCGUUUCCAGUACAGCUUAAAAUUCUUUUUUUUUGAUGAUUAUUAGCUCCCAAAUUGAAGAACCCAGAGUCGGAUUUCCUUUGUCUCGCUGGAGAUGUCUAGUCGGAGUUUGUGGUUUUGGCUCAAUGCGUCUAUGUUUGCUGCCCUGGCUUGUCUAGCAUUCUCCCGCAAAGACGAACUCGAAGUUCAAACUCUCAGAGAGAUGUAUAAAGCCCUGAACUGUCCGCCCCAACUGGAAAACUGGGGAGUCGAGGGUGGUGACCCGUGCGAGGAUCAUUGGGUGGGAGUUUCCUGUUUGGAUUCAUCGGUGAUUCACAUUAAACUUAAUGGUUUGAACCUGACUGGCCAUUUAGACUUCCAGAUUUCAAAUCUUCAACAGUUGACAGAGCUGGACUUGAGCAGCAAUAAUGUUGAAGGUGAAAUCUCAUUGGGAUUUCCACUUAACCUUACAAGCUUGAGUUUGGCAUUCAACAAUUUCAGUGGGAGAAUUCCCGAUUCUUUGUCGGGCCUAAAAACACUCAAAAACCUGAAUCUGAGCCACAACAUAUUAACUGGACCAUUGGGAGAUUUCAGUGGCUUGGGGAAUCUGAUAGAGAUGGAUCUAUCAUAUAAUAACCUCACUGGAGAUCUACCUAGUUCAUUUGCUGCCUUAACAAACCUGGCAGCAUUGUUUCUGCAAAACAACUCACUCACUGGAUCAGUCAAUCUUUUGUCUCAGCUGCCAUUGAGAGACCUGAACAUUGAAGACAACCAUUUCAGUGGCGUGAUCCCAGAAACUUUUCAAGAGAUUAGAAACCUAUGGUUAGGCGGUAAUAGGUUCGACAGAAUAGAGAACUACACCCCCUGGAAUUUCCCUCUUGAUUUCUUGCACGAGGAGCGGAAUGCUAGCAGCAGCCCAUUAGGUCCACCAUCUACUCAGAUUGGAGGGCACAAGAGGAAAAAAAGACUAAGCAUUGAAGGGUUAUUUGUUAUUGUAAUUGGAGCCACUAUUGUGGCAAUCAGUGGAGGUGUUUUGGUUUUUGUGUGGCUCUGUGGAUCUCAUAAGCAGUUGUUAGGCAUCACAAAAGGAAAGGAGAGCUCAAGACAUUCUUGUCCAACCAAUUCUACUGUUAUAGCUGCAGCUCAAGAAGACAGCCGCCAAUCAUCAAGAAUCAGAUCUCUUCGAGAACCUCUAGGGCUACAACCUCCUCCUGCAAGAGCUGCGAGUACGUCCUCAAUAUGUUCUUCCAAGAUCUGUGAAAUCCCAAUGUGUGUGAAGCCGUACGCCAUGGCAGAGAUUGAAUCAGCGACGAAUGGCUUCAGUCAAGAAAAUCUUAUCGGGGAGGGAUGCUUCGGAUACAUUUACAGAGCAGAGUUUUCCAAUGGGCAGUUGUCUAUUGUGAACCGGAUUAACAUUGGGGAACCCACACUAGUCGAAGAACAAUUGUUGGAUUUGGUUAGGACCGCGUCACGAUUAAGGCACCCAAACAUAAUCACACUCAUUGGCUACACAUUGGAGGCUGGCCAUUGUGUCCUAGUCUAUGAGCAUAUAAGGAAUGUGUCCCUCAGUGAUGCCUUGCACAACGAUGCCUCCAUGAAUUUGUCUUGGAGCCUCCGUCUCCGCGUUGCAGUUGGGGUUUCCAGAGCACUGAACUACAUGCAUUCUUCAUGCGUCCCUCCGAUUGCCCAUGGAAACUUGAUGGCUUCCAGGAUCUUGCUAGAUGAGGAUCUAAGGCCUCAUGUUUCCGAAUGUGGCCUGGCAACCUUAAAUCACCUGACCGAGUUCGGUUAUGGAGCAUCACAAGAUGAUGAUGUGCAAGGGAGGAUUCGGAGCACAAAGGAAGAUGUCUAUGCCUUUGGGGUUUUGCUCCUUGAGCUCCUAACAGGAAGGCGGCGUUCCGAAGAGGAGCGGGGUGAUCUGGUGCAAUGGUCAAUACCCAGGCUGCAUGACAACGCUUCGUUGGCGCAGAUGGUGGACCCCAUCAUCCGAAACACGAUCCCCCCAAAGACACUCUCUCACCUGGCUGACAUUGUCUUGCUCUGCCUUCAGGUACAUACUAUCCUUAACCCUUUGCCUUUGUUUUGCCCACAUUUUGGAUAUUAUCGUAACUCCCUCGCACACCGCGGGCCCCACGAGAGUUACUGGCCACUCGGGGCCCGCGAGGUGACCGUUUCUGUUGUAUUUAUGGGACGACAUUUGAUGAAGCAGGCUGAGGAGUUCAGGGCGCCAAUGAGUGAAGUGGUGGAGGCAUUGAUGUGUCUGGUGCAGAAAUCAUCAGAGUGGCCCAACAAUUUCACAUCACAUGAUCUUCACAAGCUUCCUCCACAUCAUUCCAUUCAGCUCCAGCUUCUUCUCCAUUUCUACUUCACAGAGAGAAGACUCCAUAGCUCUUCCUUAUCCUCCUUAGAAGGUAUGGACCCUGCAGGCGACGAGCUGAGAUACUAUGAGGAUGAGGAUACCCCAGUGACGAAAACUAUAAAAGGUGCAACCACUGGUCUAGUUGCGGGCACUAUUUGGGGCACCAUUGUUGCAACAUGGUACGAUGUGCCACGUGUGGAAAGAAGUGUUGCGCUUCCUGGUCUGGUGCGGACGUUGAAAAUGAUGGGCAAUCAUGGCUUGACAUUUGCUGCUAUAGGCGGAGUGUAUAUUGGUGUGGAGCAGCUGAUGCAGAACUAUCGUAUGAAAAGGGACUUCAUUAAUGGCGCUGUUGGUGGAUUUGCAGCUGGUGCUUCUGUGCUUGGUUAUAGAGGAAAGAGCAUUUCGACAGCGAUCUCAGCAGGAGCGGCGCUUGCAGUUACCUCAGCUGUGAUUGACGCCGGAGGUCAGACGACACGCGUUGACAACGGUAAGGAAUAUUAUCCCUAUUCCACCCAGCCCAAACGCCAUGCCACCGCCGAAUGAGAGAACCUUUUUCUCUCGUACUUCUUCUUCUUCCUGUGGCGAACGACCCGAAAAUGUGUGUUCUUUUUUUCUUCUUCCAUGGCUGCUGGGGACUGUCCAUUGUUGUCCAGUUUUAUGUUACUACUAAUUGUAAUAAGUAGGAAAAUUUGACCACCCAAAGCGGAAAGGGUACAAUUGGGAUUGAUGUGGUCAAUUUUUUUCUCAUAAUGUAAAAGAUUUUCUACUACUUCCAUAUCCAUGUGGUCAAUGUUUAAGUGCUGUGAUCAAACGAGAAUAAAUCUUGGUAAACACAAAUAGUAAUUUUCACUUUUCAUCAAAUGAAAUUACAACUCAGUA
Molecule: messenger RNA, 3255 nt
Organism: Cuscuta campestris
Lineage: Eukaryota; Viridiplantae; Streptophyta; Magnoliopsida; Solanales; Convolvulaceae
Source: the annotation of a GenBank genome assembly